Messenger RNA from Pollicipes pollicipes, 2017 nucleotides. Its product is annotated as protein phosphatase methylesterase 1. The record is from RefSeq and is a predicted model, not a curated record. The transcript has 11 exons. Gene Ontology annotation, biological process: protein demethylation. NCBI's taxonomy places the organism in Eukaryota, Metazoa, Arthropoda, Thecostraca, Pollicipedomorpha, Pollicipedidae. Gene Ontology annotation, molecular function: protein methylesterase activity. The coding region runs from base 158 to 1255 and encodes 365 amino acids.
CCCGGGAACGUGCUGGGGCCCCGCGAUUGUUUUGGUCGAAGGUCAACGCCGGUUAGCCGUGAUAUUGACAGAACGAUAUUGCCCUAGGGCUAUUGGGUGCAGAAAUUGAAGCGUGCGCGCAUUGGUCAUUUUGAGGUCUAAGUCUGGCACUGUGACAAUGUCAUCUCUCCAAAAGCAAGCACUAAAAAUGAAGUGUCCUCUUCCACCUAUGGGAAAUGUACCAGGAGCUUCUGCUGGCAGCAGGCGUAGGCGGGACCUGACACCGACCACCUGGCAGCGGUAUUUCAGCUCUGCUGAAGAUGUCCAGCUGGAUGGAGGAGACGUGUUCCAUGUGUACCGGUCUGGCUCCUCCGGGCCGCUGCUCGUGCUCUUGCACGGCGGCGGCUUCAGUGGGCUCACCUGGGCGCUCUUCACGGAGCGGAUAGUGCAGAGUGUGGACUGCCAGGUGCUGGCCGUGGACAUGCGCGGUCACGGCGAGACGGCCUCCGCCGACGAGAAGGACCUGUCCAUGGAGCGGCUGGUCAGUGACCUGACGUCGGUGGUAUCGGCCGUGUACGGGCCGGCCGCGCCGCCGGCCGUCCUGGUCGGCCACAGCCUGGGCGGCGCGCUGGCCGUGCACGCGGCCCACGCCUGGUGCUGCGGCCCGCUCGUCGGCCUCGUCGUCAUCGACGUGGUCGAGGGCACGGCCGUCGACGCGCUCGGCGCCAUGCACACCUUCCUGCGUGGCCGGCCCGAGCGCUUCGCCUCCGUCCAGCACGGCAUCGAGUGGUGCGUGAAGUCCGGAGCUGUCAGGAAUGCAGAAUCGGCGCGCGUUUCCGUGCCGGGACAACUAAAAAACGUGAAGACGGACGCGCCGGCCACCCGUGACCUGGAGGAGGAGGACGAGGACGAGCAGGAGACUCCCGCCGCACCGCAGCCGAGCCCGCCGCCCACGGCCGCCCAGUCCUACACCUGGCGGAUCGACCUGGCGUCGACGGAGCCGCACUGGCAGGGCUGGUUCCGUGGCCUGUCCGGCCUCUUCCUGUCCGCGCCGCCUCCCAAAGUGCUCCUGCUGGCCGGCAUAGAUCGGCUCGACCGCGAGCUCUCCGUCGGCCAGAUGCAGGGCAAGUUCCAGAUCCAGGUGGUGCCCCGCUCUGGUCACGCCGUGCACGAGGACGUGCCGGACCGGGUUGCCGGCAUAGUCGCCACCUUCCUGGUCCGCAACAAGCUCACGCACGCGCUGGAUGGCUUCCAGACGAUACCUCCCGGCUGCUAGACGUCCGACGGUGUGUGGAGUGGUGUGUGACAGGAAGGCGCUGACUCAAAACGGAUUGAAAAGCAGGCGCGCAAUGGCUGCUGGUGUGAUGUCGAAAAUGUGUGACGUGUUACGUAAUUGUGAUCUACGUUUUGACACGUGCCGCUGAAGCCAUGUACUUAAUGAUGGAAUGUGUGGUACCGUAAUUUGCAACAGCAGUGUUCCCUGCUGACUAAUGAAAUAUAUGUCCGAUCAACCUGUGUCGGGCCAUUGACUUAUGACGUACGACGUAUGACGUGUGACGUGUGUAAUAGACGAGGCCGUGUCCUCGCCCGAUGUCCGGAGGCCGGGCGGUCGUGCGCCGCGCCGUACAUCCGCUGGCGCUGUAAAUGAUCGUAUAGACUUGGUGCACUGCAGUGCCUUAUGCCACUACAGAUCAGAGGCCACAUCAAGGAUGCAGGGGCUCAUGCGGGGCUCAACAUCACUUGCGUGCUCACUUGUAUAUGGCUCCAUCUGAAACCGAAGUCGACCACAUUUUGGUUGUCGCUGCAAAUGAUUGCUUUAGAUUUGUGCAUCGGGGCCGGGGUUUAUUGGAUUAUCAAUGAUUCGGCUGAGAUAUGAAUGUAGAUAGCCGCAUAUUCACGUCGUGUUUGUGCCAGCUGCAACGCAACCAUAUCUUUUCCCCUCAAAAUAGAUGUACUUUCGGCUUCCCGUAUCCCACUGAACGGUACAUCUCCUUCGCCGACGGCAGCGGAACCGGGCCAUUCUGCACGGAAUCGAGGU